This is a messenger RNA of Drosophila arizonae, 858 nucleotides long. Its product is annotated as nose resistant to fluoxetine protein 6-like. The record is from RefSeq and is a predicted model, not a curated record. NCBI's taxonomy places the organism in Eukaryota, Metazoa, Arthropoda, Insecta, Diptera, Drosophilidae.
CCCAACAGGGACGAUCUGCAGUGCAUUGCCGACAUGGGCCGAUGGAUGAACGACCUCAAGUCGGGCCGCCUUUGGUCCAUGAAAAUGAUCGAUUCCUGGGGCUCUUUACCUUCGGGCAUACUCUAUUUCAAUUUUCUGGACAUGGGCAACUAUGGAGAAUGCAUCAAGGUCAACAAGGAAGUGAGCAGUGGUCCUUCGAUCAAGGGCAAAUAUUGCUUUGCCGAGAUACCCAUUCUAAAGAUGCUUGGAAUUCCUGUCAACAGGAACCUAAAGAUUGGCAUUUGCUUUCCGUCCAGCUGUUCGGCGGCGCAGAUGGGCGUAUUUCUCGGUAAGGUCAUUCAGCAAGUGAUUGGAUUGACUAGCCCAAUAAGCUUGGUGAACGAAAAAAGUUGUCGCACCAAUGAACGGGAACCAUUGAAUGGCAUUGCUAUCUUGACUAUUGUUCUCCUAUCCAUAUUUGCUGCCUUGGCCCUGCUGGCCACCUUAUAUGAUUAUUUCCUAGUGUCGGAUCAAGUGGGUCAAAGGCCCUUUUCCCAGAUCAUAGUACAUGCCGAAUUCGCUGUGGACACCUUCUUCCUCUUGAGUGGCAUGCUCGUGGUUAUGGUUACACUGCGUGCUAUGGAGAGAUCGAAGGGCAAACUGAAUAUCCCCCUGAUGUAUCUGCAUCGCUAUCUACGUCUCACUCCACUGCUAGCUAUGACCAUAUUGGUCUAUAUGAAACUGUUGCCUCUCAUGGUAGAUGGUCCUUUGGACAAUGAUGGCUAUGAUGACGCCGUCAAGCGCAUUGGUUCUGGACGCUGCUCUACUUACAAAACUAUGCCACCGAGGAAAUUUGCUUGUGAGGCAGCUGGUAUCUGA